Messenger RNA from Glossina fuscipes, 999 nucleotides. RefSeq lists its product as uncharacterized. Bases 478 to 999 code for a protein of 173 amino acids. Lineage: Eukaryota; Metazoa; Arthropoda; Insecta; Diptera; Glossinidae. The record is from RefSeq and is a predicted model, not a curated record. The transcript has 2 exons.
GUUUGCAUAUAUAUAGAAAGGAAGCAUUUGCAUAAAACCGAGAAAAAAAAUAGAGAAUACGCUCAAAAGCACAACAUGUCUUGAAUAAAGGCUAACAUAACAUUUCGAAAACUAAUGAAAAUAAAUUUAAACCGUCAUAACUUUUGGCAAAUAUUGCCUAUAUCAAAUUGAAAAGAACUGAAAUCGAUUAAAGAAGAAAACUAAUGUGUUUGUAAAGGCAUUAAAAAAAAACUCGAACCAUAAUCUCACCAGGAACUAAAUGAUCGAUAGGGUUUGUGUGCGUGUAUGCGUGUACGUGCGUGGAAACAGUUUGCGAAUACACAUAUGGAACAGAAGCAUCUGUAUAAAAAUCCAAAAGGAAAGAGGAGAAAACUACCCACGAAAUUUAUAUACGGAAAACAGAGGACAAAACCAGAUUGUUAACGAACUGCACAAUAGCAGCAACAACAAUAACAAAUAAUAAGUGAACAAAGAUUAAUGGUUCUCUCAUUUCAGGUGCCUAGGUCAACAGUAACGACAUCCUCAUCAGCUCCACCAUCAUUCUGUUCACCAACAACGGCCGCAAAAGCAACGGUGCCUAAGUCAACAGCAGCAGCACUCUCAUCAGUUCCAUCCUCAUUCGGUCCACCAACAACAGCAGCAACAGCAACGGCAAGUAUAAUUGUAGGCAGGUCCGGUGUACUCAAGCCACCCGACAACUGUCAAACAACCUUCAACGCAUUAUCAACCCCACCAGCAGCGACAAUAGCAAUAGUAACACCACCAUUGUCAACGCAUUCCCACUCCAACCGCAGCAUUAACGCCAAGAACUUCAUCACGCAUCAGAAUAGCAGAAUAUACAACAACAACAACCACAAUCUCGCCAAACACCAGGAACAACCAGCGCAACUACAGCAACAAUUACAGCAACAGCAGGAAUACAAUUACAACAACAGCAGCAAUAACCAAAAAACAACUUUCCUAACAACAAACACCAGCAACAGCUACCCCCACCAUUAA